GCACUAAACCCUCACGACUACAGCUUGGUCAGACCAUCAUGAUUCUACUUACCAGUAUAUACCACGGUACUUCAAUUGUGAUGUAGUCGCAAAGUUAUGCGGUAGAACCACCUUUGUCGCGUCGUCGCCUCGCGCGCCCUCACACCAAUGCCAGGUGUGACGCUCGCAUCUACGAGUUGAAUGGCGGCCAGGAGCCGGUUCCUUCCUGGGGGCAGGGAUUAUGCAAAGAAAGACGACGAUAUGCCGGCGCAUACUCAAGGGUCGUCAACAUUCGGCUCAUGGAAAUCGUUCCGUCGAAGACGUGUGAUCCUCGCGAUCCUGGCGCUGGUGCUACUCUACUUGUUCUUCAAGAACAUGCCAACAGAUCUCCCCCCGAUCUCGCAACGAUACGACCGUCGGUAUGGGCAUUUGUACCCUCCUGGGCCCCCUGGCCCACAUGGUUGGGAAGGACAAGAGCUGGGCGGCCACGGACAAGAUCAGGACUUUAACGGGCCUAUCUCAUUUCUUCAUCUAGCCAAAAGUAUGCGCGGCAAGGCGACCACGAUGGACGCGAAAGGCCAUGUUCUAUUUGCUAUCUCAAGACUGGAGAGCAUACCGCGGAUUCUACCAGCCGCGUGCUCCAUGGCACAGCACAACCGGACGCGAGUCCAUGUAGCAUUCAUGGGUCGGCUGUCUGCAGAUUGGGCAGACAUCAAAGCCAUCAAUGGCAUCUCAGAAGCUGAUUGCGACGUAAUUAUACAUGACGCCCGACCCGAUUUUCCAGCGCAAUCCUCCAUUACCAGAAUGGACGUCAGCGCACGAGCCAGUCUGGGACAUAUACAUUCGGUUGUACAGCUUCGUGCCGUUCUGGUUGGCGAUUCCGAGUACGAGGAAGAGCACUUCGUCCGAGCCGUGGAGGAUAAGACUAGAGCUAUGGGCGUAUCUCUUAUUGCUCUCCCUGCUAAUGGCCUUGGGGGCCUUUCGUGGAUAUCCUCUCUGGACGGCGCAGCAUUGGGACACUUCAGUCAGGUCCACGUCGACAUCGUCAUCCAGGCUCGACCAGAAUCUGCGGCUGCCCUCAUGCGGCUAUUGCGGUCAAUCAAAGAGGCCGAUUACAGUGGAUUGUCUCUUCCCAGACUGACCAUCGAGCUGCCACCUAACGUGGACCCUUUUCUCACGAACUACCUUGCAAAUUUCAAAUGGCCUCCAGACGGGUUCGGCAGUGAAAGCAGGCUGGUCAUAAGACACCGGAUUGAUAUGAACUUCCUGUCACCAGUACAAGCUUCCAUGCGCACCAUCGAGUCGUUCUAUCCUCUGAUGGCGAGCGAAUCUCACGUCCUCAUGCUUUCACCUGAUGCGGAGCUCUCCCCCGGAUAUUUCCAGCUGUUGAUGUAUACAUUGUUCGAGUACAGAUAUUCUGCGAGGAGGACCGACUUCACAAACCGUCUGAUGGGUAUAUCCCUUGAACUGCCAUCUCACGCUCCUGAUAUGUCCACCGAAUCUCCUUGGGUUGCCAGUCACCUUGAUCAACCCCUUGUUCUAUGGCAGGCACCAAAUUCGAAUGCUGCUUUGUACUUUGGGGAUCGAUGGAUCGAGUUGCAUUCAUUCCUGCUCCGCCGGCUCAUGACCGAUGCUGAGCUUUUCAAGAAGCUCUCCUCAACCCCAAGCAUAUCACAUACAUUACCGGCCUGGCUGCAACCCGUGCUCGAGGUGAUGCAGGUACGCGGCUAUUACAUGAUGUAUCCGACAUUGUGGGCCUCUGAACAGAUCACAGCGGUGACUAUGCACAAGGAACUGGACCAGUCACCGGAGGAAUACAGGAAGGAGGUGGAAGAAAGCGCGGAUUCUUCGAAAAAGGCGCCAAUGCUCGAAUUUGCAGAGGACCAACCUCUCACUGCAAACGAUGAGGUUGAGCGGAUGAAGCAAAAGGAGAGCUUAGUAUACACUGGGUCGCUUGUAGAGCCGCUUUUGGACUCGAUACCUCUUCAACAACGGAGGAGGAGUCUCACGGAGGUCAUACCAUUAUUGUCCUAUGCUGGAGAAAAGGUCGCCUGGGAGGACUCUGGGACGUCUUCCUCGAAAUUCGCGCAAGAGUUCGCGCAGACUAUUGGAGGUUGUGCCAAUUACGAUGCAGGCAAGCCGGAGAACGGUAACGUCGAAUCGUUGUUCUGUCUAGCAGCAGGGUAGAAGGUUCGGGGUUGCAACAAGCACUCACCUCUUUGCAAUUCACAAACACUCGGUUGACCAUCACACAUUUGAUUGUACAACUCGAGUAUACAUCUCAAGGUUGGCAAAUCU
This is a messenger RNA of Exophiala viscosa, 2277 nucleotides long. RefSeq names its product 26S proteasome regulatory subunit N1. Bases 181 to 2166 code for a protein of 661 amino acids. The record is from RefSeq and is a predicted model, not a curated record. The transcript has a single exon. Lineage: Eukaryota; Fungi; Ascomycota; Eurotiomycetes; Chaetothyriales; Herpotrichiellaceae.